CUGGCCUUAGUUUACUUGGAAUCCCCCUAUUACCGUGGAAAAGCAGAGGCAGCGCUCAUCCCCAGGCUUGUGGAGGAAGUGAUCAUCGGUAACACACUCAGGACCGAGCUGGGCGAAGAGCUGCAGGUGCCGGUGUACGAAGAGAGGCCAGGCAGGUGUGCACUGGUUCAGACCAGGGCUCAGCUGACGGAAGAACAUGGGAUGGAGGUGUCAAUAAAGAGUGCAGUAGAGUUGCUUCAUGUGGGGCCAGAGGAGAUAGCGCAAAUGCAGGAACAGGACGACACUUUGCAACGCGUUCGCCGCCUGGCGAGAGACGGACAAGCGACGUCACAGCGAGGCACAGGGAGAGUUUCGUUCCUGCGUAAGAAAGGACUGUUGUGGCGAGUCUACAUAGAAAAGAAGGGUGCAGAACACAAACAGUUGGUUGUUCCCCAGCCUUUAAGGCACGAAGUGCUACGUGUGGCCCACGACACGCCCAUGGCGGGACAUGUGGGGGCAAGGGGAACGCGGGACAGAAUAUGGUGUGAGUUUUACUGGCCGGACAUGUGUAAAGAUGUCCGGCGCUUUUGUGGGUCUUGCGACACGUGCCAGCGCACAACUCCCAAAAGGAAGGCUGAAGAAAAGGACAGAUCUGAGAGGUUGGCUCUUGAACGUGAUCAGAUUGGGAAGGGAAGUAGGGAAAAAGAAACAAAGAUCUUCAGUUUGACGUGCAACCCUGAUGAGCUUCAGGUAGAAGGAGAUGUAAAACUGCGGUUGGAAGGGAACAUGCAGGCUCUGAACGCUCAGUAUGACCGUGAUGUUGCUGGUCGUGAGGAGCUGGAUGAGGAGUCUAAGAGACCAUUGCUUAAACAGACACGAGAAAUGAAAGCAGAGCUUCGGGAUGAGCGCAAGCAGAGAGCCAUAACAGCAACUACUCGCAGUGAGUUGCGAGGAGGUCUGCAAGGCUUAGAGCAGGAAGUGGAGAUGACCAACAAAGUGAAGGAAGAUGCUGUUAAGCAAUACAAGAAGCUGGCAGCUCAGAUAGAGGACUGCCAGCGCGAAGUUGAAAAGGCACGCAUUGCAAUGGAGGAAAUGGCUGCAGCCCUGAAAGAUGAUGACAAGCGAGUGAAGAACUUGGAAACAGACCGUUCAAUGUCGCUGAAGCUUCAAAAUCAGAGGCUGGUCAUUGAGCGCCAGGACAAGGAAAUGCGGGACAAACCUUGGGAGCUGGAGGGGCACAACCGAGCUCCUACUAAGGCUACCAUAGCUACCUUUGAGAGUAAGAUUGUCAAGCUGGAGGAACAGCUUGACCAAGAAGCAAAAGAACGUUCGUCACAGGUUCAUACCAAUCGCAAGAUGGAAGAAACGCAGCAAAACUAA
Pomacea canaliculata is the source of this 1359-nucleotide messenger RNA. Its product is annotated as myosin heavy chain, embryonic smooth muscle isoform-like. The transcript has a single exon. Gene Ontology annotation, cellular component: myosin complex. Lineage: Eukaryota; Metazoa; Mollusca; Gastropoda; Architaenioglossa; Ampullariidae. Bases 202 to 1359 code for a protein of 385 amino acids. The record is from RefSeq and is a predicted model, not a curated record.